Messenger RNA from Enterospora canceri, 1140 nucleotides. The record is from the annotation of a GenBank genome assembly. NCBI's taxonomy places the organism in Eukaryota, Fungi, Microsporidia, Enterocytozoonidae.
AUGAACUACUUCGUUACAGAAUUCACAAAUGAAGAGUUGGCUCAAGAGGGUGUUAUUGAGAAGGAGACAUACAGAUACGUGUAUACAACAAAUGGAACAGUCUAUUACGUAGCACAAACAGACCUGAGUACAUUUCUAUUGGAUGCACAUAAAGUAGUAAAAUACAUCAGGAAUUGUGCUGGAACAGACAUGUAUGAGGUGUUGUACUACGCAGAUAACAUAUUAUGUGGAGAUAGCAUUGUAUUCGACAAUGUUCAGACUGUAAACACGCUUGAGUCACAGGAUGAACGCAUUCACGAGAUGAUGGUUGCUGGACAACGUGCUGAAAUGCAGCAGAGAGCGAAGGAGCACCAGAAGAAGAUGCUGGAGGAUGAGAUGAUGAACAGAUACCGUGAGACAGUGGGAAUGGCCCAGGAGACACGAAAUGAGCCUAUUUCAAAACCAGUGAAAAAGAAGGUUGUUUACAAGUCAGAGAAGCCAUUGCUGCUUAUUCUGAAAGAGAAGCUGAAUGUUGAAAUGGAUAAGGAGAACUAUGUGAAGGUUAAUCAGGUCUCAGGGGAAAUGGUAAUGGUGAUAUACGAUGCAGGAUACAAGGCAGCAAAGAUAAAGAUGGGGAACCUGAAUAAGGCGUGUAAGUUUUCACCGUAUUUGGAUAAGAAUGCGUUGACUAAGUCGACAUUCAAGUUCGAGAAAGAGAGACAGAUUGAGAAGAGCAUUCCCCUAUUGAAAUGGAGUGGGAAGUUGAAGGAGAUGCCUAUUGGAUUUGAAUAUUGGGUAGAUGAGGAGAAUGGGAAGUAUUGCUAUACGCUGACAUUUAAGGCAACCAGAAAAAUAAGAAACCUGAGAGUUGGAAUAUGCGUGAGGGAAAUUGGUGACCUGGAAAUAGAUGGAGAAUACGAAGAAGGAGAUGGAAUGGUUUAUUUGGUGAGUGACAAGGUUGAAGCAGGAGGAAAUGAGACAUUUGAGGUGAAGUAUUCGGGAUUGGAUGUAAAUGGGUUAUUUCCACUGGAAUUGGAAUUUGUAGGCGGAUUGGAAACGAAGAUGUCAGUGGAGUCGGUGUUGCUGGGAGAGGAGGAGACGAGUGAGUUUGAAUUCAGACGAGUGCUUGAGAUUGACAAAUACACCAUAGAAGGAGAGUGA